AUGAGGCAGCAAGUCCAAGCUGAGAGCAAAGAAAGUGCAGGGAAGAAGAGAGGAAUGAGGUUUUUCUGCAGCAGAGACGAAGGUCACGACGACGCCCUGCUCCCCGUCCCCGAGGCGGUGCUUCCCCAGACCAAGGUGCCCUUAUAUGGCAGGGACCACAUCAGCAGUCGGAAGGCCCAGGCCAUGAAGCAGGCCAAGGACCGCAAGAAGCAGCUGGCCAAGCUGGGGCCCGCCAGCAACCUGGACUUCUCCCCGCUAAGCCUGGAUAAACUGGACCCUGAGUUCGGGCCCUGCAGGAGGAGACUGGAUAAUCUCAUUCAGAGCAUGAAGGACACGUCUCGGGUCUUGGCGCUCUCUCUGUACAUCCCCAACUGUGACAAGAAGGGCUUCUUCAAGCGCAAACAGUGUAAGCCCUCCCGCGGUCGGAAAAGGGGGAUCUGCUGGUGCGUCGACCGGUUUGGUGUGAAAAUCCCCGGCAUCAACUACGCCGGAGGAGACCUGCAGUGCAAAGACCUGGACAGCGGCAGCAGCAACAGCAACGAAUGAGUGGCGUUAAAAAAAAAAAAAAAA
Messenger RNA from Paralichthys olivaceus (Japanese flounder), 570 nucleotides. NCBI's taxonomy places the organism in Eukaryota, Metazoa, Chordata, Actinopteri, Pleuronectiformes, Paralichthyidae. The record is from RefSeq and is a predicted model, not a curated record.